Molecule: messenger RNA, 1422 nt
Organism: Dacryopinax primogenitus
Lineage: Eukaryota; Fungi; Basidiomycota; Dacrymycetes; Dacrymycetales; Dacrymycetaceae
Product: MFS general substrate transporter
Exons: 6
Coding region: 1-1422 (473 amino acids)
Biological process (GO): transmembrane transport
Molecular function (GO): transmembrane transporter activity
Source: RefSeq, a predicted model, not a curated record
AUGACCGUUGAGAAUGCCGAGGUCGCUCAGAACGAGCAGACGCCCUUGCUGUCUACAUCGGCAUCAUCGACUACUCUUGCUGACAAUGCUGCAAAUGAAGAGGACAAGAAGCUGCCUAUGGGACAGAUCCUCCUGCUCUGCUGUGCCUCCCUUGCUGAAGGUGUUGCAUUCGCCUACAUCUUCCCCUCCAUCAACCAGAUGAUUGUGGAGCGCGCUGGGAUUGCAGACACAGACGAGAGCUUGUACUCCUGCACCCAGACGAUCGUCGCGACCUUCUGGGGAAAGAUAUCGGAUCGAUACGGCCGGCGUCCUGUUAUGAUCACCUGCGCUGCAGGAAUUUGUGCAGCCACCUCCCUCUUCGGCACUUCUAGCAACCUGUGGCAGAUGAUCCUUUAUCGCGCAAUGACAGGCAUUUUCGGCGGCUCGUUCGUAACGAUCCGCACGAUGAUCUCGGAGAACAGCACUUCUCGUACGCAGGCGCACGCGUUCAGCUACGCCCAGUUCGCCGGCAACAUCGGCCUCUCAAUCGGCUCUAUGUUUGGUGGCGGUCUGGCUAAGCCUGCAGAGCAGUUCCCCUGGUUGUUCGGCAACAGCACGCUGCUGAUCCAGUAUCCGUAUCUGCUUCCCUGUAUUGUGUGCGGUGCCCUACCGGGGACCUCGGCGCUGCUCUCGUUUUUCUUCCUCAAAGAGACAAAGCCAGCUGCUAAAGAAGGCGCUAAACCGGAAGAACCUCUUUCGGUGAAGGAGAUCCUCAAAAAUCCAGGUGUCCUCAUCACGCUCGCUAUCUUCCAGAUGGGCUGGUUCAUCGGUAAUGCCUACACCGUUGUCCCCCCUGUCUUCUUAUACACUCGCAUAGAGCUAGGCGGCGUCGGAUUCAAUCCCGGGAUGAUCUCCUUCUGGAUGGUCGUCACCGGCCUCACCCAAGCCGCAUGGAUGCUCAUCGUCUUCGCACCUCUGCAACAUCGUCUCGGAACAGGGGACUUGAUGCGGUACUGCGGUUGGAUGCGGAUGUUUGUACUCACAAGGCUCGUAAUGCUGAGCGUGCUCUUGAGGCAUGGCAAUGUUGCAGGCUUCUGGGCACUCGCGGCGUUCUGUGUUGUGGGCACGACAGCGGUUACAAUGAUCUACAUGCUUAACGUGUUACAGCUGGGGUACAACCUAGCGCUUAACGACAUUUGCCCAUCACCUCUCGCUCUUGGCACACUUAACGGCGUGGCUCUGAGCAUCACGUUCGGCCUGCGCGCCGUUGUCCCGGCCGCAUUUGGCAGCAUAUUCGCUUUUGGCGUCAAGUACCAGAUUCUGUGGGGUUAUCUGGCCUGGGCGGUACUGCUCGCCCUUAGCGUCGUGUUCAUCGUGAUGAUGAGGUACCUGCCGGAGAAAGCAGAGGGGAGGAGACAUCAAGCGAAUGCCUUUGGGGAGUAG